GCUUUGUGGAAGGGGCGGUGUCAGAGGAUAGAGGCCCCGCCCAAGCGUUGCUCGUGUCGUCUUGGCGGUUAGUAGGAAAAAAUGGCGGCCGUGCGCGGUAAUGGAGCCGUGUGGCGGGGGCGAGGAGUAGGGCCGGUGUCUGCUGUGCGCCCCGUAGUUCACGGACCUUCUCCCGGGGAGCCCUCCGACCUGCAGAAUAACAAUAUUAUUUCUCCCAAUUAUAAGUAUGCCUGUAAACUGCACUCAGGGAGAUCGUGCCACUGUGGAGUGGAUGAUGAUGUUGAGGAUCAGGCAGCGAACUCCCUCCUCAAUAAGCUGAUCCGGAAGUCUUUGGUGGAGUCUAGUCAGAAUGUGGAGGUGCUGCAAAGAGACCCUUCUUCUCCAUUAUUCUCAGUGAAGUCGUUUGAAGAAUUGCACUUAAUGCCAGCGCUGCUUAAAGGGAUCUAUGAGAUGGGCUUCAACCGACCUUCCAAAAUCCAAGCAACUGCGCUUCCAAUGAUUCUCGCCGACCCACCCCAGAAUCUCAUUGCUCAGAGCCAGUCAGGGACAGGAAAGACAGCAGCGUUUGUCCUAGCGAUGCUCAGCAGAGUUGAUGCCAUGAAAAAAUACCCACAGUGUAUCUGCCUCAGUCCUACAUUUGAAUUGGCUUUGCAAACAGGAGAAGUCAUAGAGCAGAUGGGGAAGUUCUGUGACGGGAUUGAUGUGAUCUUUGCCAUACGGGGGAACAGACCUGCCAGAGGUAGCAGAAUAGAAGCUCAGAUCAUAGUGGGAACGCCGGGAACUGUGAUGGAUUGGUGCUUCAAGCUGAAGCUUAUUGAUGUUGAGCGAAUCAAAGUAUUUGUCCUGGAUGAAGCUGAUGUCAUGAUCGGUCUUCAAGGCUAUUCUGACCAUAGUGUCCGAGUGAAGAGGGCGAUGCCACUGAACUGCCAGAUGCUUUUGUUCUCGGCCACGUUUGAGGACUCUGUCUGGUGUUUUGCUGAGAGGAUUGUUCCAGAUCCAAACAUCAUAAAAUUAAAAAAGGAAGAGCUGACGUUGCAGAACAUUCGCCAAUUUUAUGAUUUUUGUGAAGACAAGGCAGCAAAAUACAAGGCCUUAAUCAACAUGUACACAUCGAUCACUAUUGCGCAGGUCAUCAUCUUUUGUCAGACUCGGAAAACUGCAAAUUGGCUUUACCAACAAAUGACAAAUGAAGGGCACAUGGUGGCUCUACUGAGCGGAGAACUGACCGUGACAGAGCGAGCCAUUAUUAUCCAGAGGUUUCGAGAGGGCAAAGAGAAAGUUCUUAUCACGACUAAUGUCUGUGCUCGCGGAAUUGAUAUAGAACAAGUGUCAGUUGUUCUUAACUUUGAUCUGCCUGUGACUAUUGAUGGGUCAACAGAUUAUGAGACAUACCUGCAUCGAAUUGGCCGCACUGGCAGAUUUGGUAAAAAAGGCAUUGCAGUCAAUCUUGUUGAAAAAUCUUUCAUGCAUACUUUGCGUGACAUCGAAGAACAUUUUGACACAAAGAUCGUGCGGCUGGAUACCGGAAACUUAGAUGAAAUGGAAAAACUGUGCUUCUGAGGAGGUUACAGCUCCUACAGAACAUUGUUUUGUUUUUUUGAGUUCUUAUAAAGCUGCUGGUAUAAAAAAAAAAUAA
Molecule: messenger RNA, 1636 nt
Organism: Hyla sarda
Lineage: Eukaryota; Metazoa; Chordata; Amphibia; Anura; Hylidae
Gene: DDX25
Product: DEAD-box helicase 25
Exons: 12
Coding region: 82-1560 (492 amino acids)
Biological process (GO): poly(A)+ mRNA export from nucleus
Cellular component (GO): cytoplasmic stress granule; nucleus
Molecular function (GO): RNA helicase activity; RNA binding; ATP binding
Source: RefSeq, a predicted model, not a curated record